Messenger RNA from Botrytis cinerea B05.10, 3586 nucleotides. RefSeq names its product Bcapp1 (gene Bcapp1). Gene Ontology annotation, cellular component: actin cortical patch. Gene Ontology annotation, molecular function: phosphatidate phosphatase activity. The record is from RefSeq and is a predicted model, not a curated record. Bases 760 to 3327 code for a protein of 855 amino acids. NCBI's taxonomy places the organism in Eukaryota, Fungi, Ascomycota, Leotiomycetes, Helotiales, Sclerotiniaceae. The transcript has a single exon.
GAUUUAGCAAGCAAUAAGCACGUAAGGUGAGGUAAGCAAGGAAAGCUAGGACAGUACCAGGACCCAAAGCCCAGGUACCUAGGUGAGGAAUUCCCAAAUUCCCAUCUGGAUGGCUCUUGGCAAAUACUUUGACGCCGGUACCUGUACCGAUCUAUACCUUUUCUUCUUGUAGACGUUAACCUUCUCAUUUCGAGGUCGUCGGUCAAUAUUGAAUCAUUCGCUCGCACAAGGGAAAACAAUCGAUCACAAUCCCAGCCCUUGUUUUUCGUCAUAAACCCGGUCAGCAGUGUCAGAUCACAUAACAUAAAUGAUAAGCAGCAGGCGUGGGUUUGGUAUUUAUUAUUAGCUUAUUCCUUCUCACACCCACCCAACUAGGUAAAAGGACUGGAACGUCUCCACAGCACUCAACAUCAUUCAGGCUGACAGCCUCGCACAUUCGCCGUGGCUCCUCCUUCAUUUCGUCGAGCAGGCAAUCCGCAUCGAAGAACAUCCCUUCUCCGAUACCUAUUCCCACAUUUCCGGCAGACUAUUCGCCAGCGCUUUGCAAAAUUCAGAUUCGAAACAUUCCCAGUCUACAAACUUGGCGCGCAAUCACGAAUCUAUAAUUACAUAGUCAGAACUCAGUUACAAAGGAAGAAAAAGAGAGCUGCUGGCAAAACUGUCUCUCAAAUUCUUGGAAGACCGGUGAGGAAAUUCUUCGGUGGCGGCUCCAAAGACAAUGCGACGGCUUCUAGAAAGCUGAACCCAUCAUCUUAUUCGAUGUCUGGCUAUGCCGCAGAUGGAUAUGGGGAGGAGAAAAAACGAGGGGGGAAGAGGGAGAAAUUGGCAGGGUAUUUCAAAGCUGCGAACGAACUUCGUCAAUCGUAUCAACAAUCAUACGCAGAAAAAUGGGGUGGGAGUGGUGGAAUAGAUGAUGAUGAGCAUGGAAUACCAGGUUCAUUUCCGGAUGUAUCUAUUGUUUCGCACGGUGAUGAGCAAAUGAUAUUAUUUCCAUCAUAUGCGCGGAGACAUACUAAAGAGAAACCAUUUUUCGAAAAUGCCAACAUGAAUCCUAAAUUAAACGAACCGGGAGACGCGGAAUAUUGGGCGAGGGAAUGGCAAAAAUACGAAGACGAUAGGGCUAUCGUUGAUGUGGAUGUUAGAGGAUGGCUUUACUCUCCUCAUAGAGGGCCUAUGACAAGAAAGAAUAGGCUACUCAUUGGUCUCGCACGCCAGUUGAGUGGGAUACCUGCACCAAAAUCUGGUUCUCGAGAGACUAGUCCGGAUUCAAAUUCAUUAAGAGCAAAACAUAGAGAACUUGAGCAGAGGCAUGAUGAGGAGAAGAUCGCCCGUGAAGCAGAACAAAUAUUGAAAAAGGGUCGAGGCGAGGAGGAGGCAGCACUACGGGGUGAUUAUAGUGAAAAGCCAAAACGGGAAUCAGACGGUGAUAGUAUCUAUAGUGAACGCGGUAGGCAGCGGGGUGGCAGUUCACGAGUAUCACCAGAGUCAUCUCCUGCUCCAAGUCGUCUAACAAAACGCACAUCAUGGAAUCAACCAUCAGAGAUGACCCAAGCGGAACUAUUAAAAGCAAAUGCGCAUUUGAUGGCACGAUUAAGGCCGUUCCUUACGAAUCCCAUGGUUCAAACAGCAAUUACGGUUUUCUUUUACGACGAAAAGAAUUCUUCGUCGCGUACAAUAGAAACAAAUGAAGCAGGUCAUUUCAUCAUGCGAGCCGCUCUGGAGUUUGUUCCCACACAUGUUAGAGUGUUGGCUUCGGAAAACCUUUCAGCGAUUGAAGAAGUCAAGAUUACUGAACCAAAAGGAGUCAGUCUCAUUACUGAUGUUGAUGAUACAAUCAAGCACUCUUCAAUUGGUGCAGGAUCAAGAGAGAUUUUCAGAAAUGUCUUCAUUCGUGAAUUUGCCGACCUCACAAUUCAAGGUGUCAGGGAAUGGUAUAAUACAAUGUAUGAUAUGGGUGUUGGGGUACACUACGUAUCCAAUUCACCUUGGCAAUUAUUCCCAGUCUUAGUGAGCUUUUUCAGAAAAGCAGGGCUACCACCUGGAUCUUAUCAUCUAAAACAAUACAGCGGAAUGCUUCAAGGUAUUUUUGAACCUGUUGCGGAAAGAAAGAAAGGCACCCUUGAGAAGAUCAUGCGAGAUUUUUCGGAAAGGAAAUUCAUUUUGAUUGGAGAUAGUGGAGAAGCAGAUUUAGAAGUCUAUACCGAUGUCGUUUUAGCAAAUCCGGGGAAAAUCCUAGGGAUCUUUAUCCGAGAUGUCACAACACCUGAAGAUAUAGGUUUCUUUGAUCCAGCAUUAGGCCCGCUUAGUGGAGAUCGUCGAAGGUUUGAACCUCAAUCGCGAACUCAAUCCAUUGACAGUAGGAGAUCAUCUACAUAUAGUAAAUCUGAGCAAUCAGAGAAACGACCAUCUUUGCCUCCUAGAGCUCCCUCGGAAACUAAACUCCAGACCAGUAAUGGACCGACUAUGGGAACACUUAUUGACUUCGGGGAUGAGCCUGAGAAUGAGCCAGUACAUAAAUCUCAUAGGCAAGUGGUACCUCGUUCCAUGUCAGAGAUGGAAGUAUCGAAUGUUCCACGACGAAGAUCCGCCAAUGAUGGGAAAGCUCCUCCACCUCGACCCUCCAAGCCUUUAUCACUUCGUGGAGCAAGUACAAUCACAAUGAUUCCACCCGAAUCAUCCGAACCCCCAAAGCAAAUAUCUCCACCGCCACCACCGAAACCUCGACGCUCAGGUGCUAUACAUGGAAGUGUAAAUAACCACCCAUUGAAGCAGACACAAAGUAGUGCGGAAUUAUCAGAAUCAUCCAGUGAGGGUUACAUAUCUAGUGCUCGUCAUAAAGUUGCAGAGACCUACAACAAUCUUCCAGAAAUGAGAUCUUAUAUACCAGGCAUGGGUGAAUCAAAUCCAAGGCCCCAACCUGCAUUCAACCCAUCAUACAGUCCAUCAUCAAAUAAUGGACCACCUCCUCCCCCACGUCGCAAAUCUACCAUCCCUUCAUCAAUCUCCACGGCCAGUACUAUUACCCAAGCAACCACAAAUAACAGUUCCCCCGACUCAUCAGACGAUGAAUACUACCGAACAUCCAGUGGAGCACCAGCAAACAAAAAAUUAGAUCUCUGGAGACGUCGUUGGAAACGCGCAAAGGGUAUUCUUGACGGGCAAGGUGUAACGCUCAGGGCUUGGAGAACCGGUGAUGAUGUAUGUAUAGAGGCCGUACAUAUGGUUGAACAAGCUAUGCGGGAGAUGGGAGUUGAAGGGUAUGGAAAUGGGAAAGGGAAGACGGGGAAGGGAGGUGGAGAGAUUAAGGUUAAGGAUUUGAAGAGGUAGAGUUUGGUGUGAAUAAGGAAAUGAAUGGGCGAGUUAGUUUGUUGGUUGCGGAAUAGAGCGUUGAAUUAUAUUAUAUUAUAUUUUGGGGGGUUUUGGAUGGAUGGAUGAUUGUACACUUGCAUACAUGGAAUGGCGAAUAAACUUUCAAGAGAAGCGAAGAGUUUAGAUACGAAGGAAUGACAGCGGGAAAGCGGGAUAUAUAUGUAUUAAGAGUCAUGAUUUAUAAGUGGGAAAUAGAAUAAUAAAUAUCCAAGAUUCA